UGUAUGUGCGGUGAGAUGUGGAUUGACCCCCUGACUAAUGACGAUCUGGUGUGUGACGUGCAGGAAGUCAGUAGAAGUGAAACGGUAACGUUCAGGGCGGAUCUGCGUGCCAGAAUAAUAAAUAGCGCUUGGCAGGUGAACAGCAAAGUCACAGGAUUGGAGUCUGGCAGUGUUGAGCUGAACGCAGCAGCAGCAGCAGCAGCAGACACACUUCCUCCACCGUUCGGAUCAGCAGAGGGAAUCAUGCAGGCUUUGAGUCUCUCCUCGGGUUUAUUCAGAGCCGCUCUGAGACAGCACUUAACUCCCAGAGCCAGCAUAACAUCCAAACCCGCAAAACACGUCCUGAGUACGGGGGAGCAGUUGGUUGCCAUGGCGACCAUGUUUAUGACCAUCCUCGUCCCCUCAGGGUGGAUCCUCACUAACCUGGAGGAGUACAAGAAGAAGAGGCUGUGAGCCCCUGAGCACGAUGUCGCUCCGCUCUUCGGUCUUCCUCCUCACAAUAACCUGCGUUACGCCUCUCUCUUUAAUAAACCAACAUACAAACUA
This is a messenger RNA of Clarias gariepinus (North African catfish), 546 nucleotides long. RefSeq lists its product as uncharacterized. Gene Ontology annotation, biological process: mitochondrial electron transport, cytochrome c to oxygen. The record is from RefSeq and is a predicted model, not a curated record. Gene Ontology annotation, cellular component: mitochondrion. Bases 4 to 453 code for a protein of 149 amino acids. Lineage: Eukaryota; Metazoa; Chordata; Actinopteri; Siluriformes; Clariidae. The transcript has 3 exons.